AUGCAUUUCUCUACUUACACCACCGCGAGCGUGCUGGCUGCUUUGGCCACAGCUCAGACCUUCACCGAUUGCAACCCCAUGGAGAAGAAGUGCCCCAACGACCCUGCCAUGCCUCAGACCUGGGAAACAGACUUCACUGCUGGCAAGGAUGCUAUCAAGGGUUGGAAGCAGACAGCCGGAACUCUUAACUAUGUACCCGAGGGCGCUGAAUUUACUGUUGCUAAGAAGGGCGAUGCCCCUACCAUCGGAUCCGAGGCCUACCUUCACUUUGGAUACGUCGAAGUUGUCAUGAAGGCAGCCCCUGGCGUUGGUAUCAUCUCCUCCAUUGUGCUCCAGUCCGACAACUUGGAUGAAGUUGAUUGGGAAUGGAUUGGAGGUGUAGACAGCCGCGUCCAGCAAAACUACUUUGGAAAGGGCAACACUACUACAUAUGAUCGCAUGAUCGAGGCUGAUGCUCCCAACAACCAAAACGAGUUCCACAAGUACGCUCUCAACUGGACUGCUGAGUCACUUACCUGGAUCGUUGAUGACAAGCCCACGCGUACUUUGAACUUUGCUGAUGCCAAUGGCGGCAAGAACUACCCGCAGACGCCUUGUAAUGUGCGCCUUGGAAACUGGCCAGGUGGUGACUCCAAAGAUGAAGGUACUCGCCAGUGGGCGGGUGGCAACGUCACUUACGACGAUGCGCCCUUUACCAUGACCGUCAAGUCGAUCAAGGUUAUCAACUACUCGCCCGGAAAGGAGUACGAGUGGACAGACAAGACUGGCGACUUUAAGUCUAUCAAGGUCAUCGAUGCCGGUAACACAGAGGGUGCUCCUGUCAACUCUGUAGCUAUCGAGGCCUCCGCUACUGCUCCUGCCGCUCCGCUCGAGUCUGGUGUCGACGCACCAUCUGCUACUGGCGAGGCUGGAAACGGUUCUAACGCAUCCACCACAUGCACUGAGAGCGAGCAGUCAGGUGCGACACCUGCCCCAGUUGACGGCGCUGGCGGCGCUGGCGGCAAGUCUGACUUCAACUACCCCACUGGUGGUGCAGCUGUUCCUCAAAAGUCAGGCAGCCCUGACUCUCCCUCCGGCGAUUCUCCUUCUGGCAGCGACAAUGGAGAUGAGCCAUGCGAGUGUGGCACUGCCACUGUUACUGUCACUGGUGCUCCUCCUGCUAUCACUGACGCACCACCCGCCACUUUCUCGACUGAAUACUCUGCCGUCCUCCCUUCGGAUGUCGCUUCAUCUGUUGCAGAGACACCAUUGGCCAGCACUGCUCAGACACCUAUCGUCACUUCUGCAGCACCUUCGUCUCCUCCCUACCCAACUGAGUCCGGCAUUGAGAUUGACACUAGGUCUGCACCUGGUGUCGUCGUACCCUCAGCGCCCACCGGUGCCCUACCCCAGCAAUCUGGCAACGCCACUGUCUCUGCACCUCCAGCAGAGUUCACUGGUGCUGCGAGCCACAUGAAGGCCAGCGGUCUUGUCGGUGCUGUUGUAGGAGCUGUCUUGUUGGCCUUCUAG
Messenger RNA from Alternaria arborescens, 1509 nucleotides. RefSeq lists its product as hypothetical. The record is from RefSeq and is a predicted model, not a curated record. Gene Ontology annotation, cellular component: fungal-type cell wall. The coding region runs from base 1 to 1509 and encodes 502 amino acids. Gene Ontology annotation, molecular function: glycosyltransferase activity; hydrolase activity, hydrolyzing O-glycosyl compounds. Gene Ontology annotation, biological process: carbohydrate metabolic process; fungal-type cell wall organization. The transcript is spliced from 2 exons. NCBI's taxonomy places the organism in Eukaryota, Fungi, Ascomycota, Dothideomycetes, Pleosporales, Pleosporaceae.